AUGCAUGGGGUACGUGCUGAAGGGCCACUGAUGGCCGAAUUGUCAAAGAAAACAACGAUGAUAACUUUUCGUCACUUUAUAAAUAAAGCCGAGGAGUAUAUCAAUCAAGAAGAAGCCAUGGCUGCCUUGAUGAAGUCCCAAGAAAAGGUUACCCAGCAGGAGGAGACCAAGCGAAAAGAAACUCGUAGAGAGAAGAAUGAUACAAGAGUCCCACCAGUAAACUCAGGGAGAAGGCAGGAGAAAGCAUCAAAGUGGUCGGAUAGCUUAGCUCCCAAACCAAGGAAUGACUCCCAGCGGAAGCUCGGUAAAUUUACUCCGUUGAAUGCCAGUAUGACCGAAGUUUUGACGGAGAUUAGAAGGGACCCCAACUUCAAAUGGCCGACCAGAAUGAAGGGUUCGGCAUCGAAGCGAGACCGUAGUAAGUUUUGCCAGUACCACAAUGAAGCGAGACACUUGACGGAGGAGUGUAUGAGAGAGACCGAGGAAGAGACCACCAGCAACCGCUACUGCUUGAGGGGAACCGAGGAAUCGCCGAGGACUGAAACCAGAGGCCAAGCUCAUAACCGGCAGGCAGAGCCGAGGACUGAUCGGGAUGCUCGACCCCAAGCUGGGAAUCAUGAUGUGAUAGGAGAGAUCCUAACCAUUUCCGUAGGAAUAGCUGGCGGAAGGGAGUCUAGCUUCGCAAGAAGGGCUCAUGCCAGAAAGGUGCAGACCGAGGAGAUUUACUUCCUUGAAAGACCAACCAAGGCCCAGAAGCAAGAACUCGUGGUUUUGUCAUUCACCGACGAGGAUGCUAAGGGGGUAAUGAUGCCCCAUGAUGAUGCGUUGGUAGUGACCGUAACGGUAGCCAACCAUUUGCUCCACCGAAUAUUGGUAGAUAACAGAAGUUCAGCUGACAUCCUGUAUUGGCCAAUUCUCAAACAGAUGGGAAUAGAUCGUAGUAGGAUCGCCCCAUUUGGUUCUCCAUUAGUCGGAUUUGCGGGAGAGCAAGUACAACCAGUCGGGAUUAUUUCGCUUCCCGUGACUGCAGGAACAGCUCCCAGGCAAUCAACUGUUAUGGUGGAUUUCUUGGUAGUCGACCGACCAUCAGCUUACAACGCGAUAAUUGGUCGGCCAACUCUGAAUAAGUUGAAAGCGGUAACUUCAACUUACUAUUUGAAGAUGAAAUUUCCAACGGAAGAAGGUGUUGGAGAAGUCAAAUGA
Molecule: messenger RNA, 1203 nt
Organism: Corylus avellana
Lineage: Eukaryota; Viridiplantae; Streptophyta; Magnoliopsida; Fagales; Betulaceae
Source: RefSeq, a predicted model, not a curated record